Aspergillus nomiae NRRL 13137 is the source of this 1203-nucleotide messenger RNA. RefSeq names its product protein pex20 (gene pex20). NCBI's taxonomy places the organism in Eukaryota, Fungi, Ascomycota, Eurotiomycetes, Eurotiales, Aspergillaceae. The record is from RefSeq and is a predicted model, not a curated record. Gene Ontology annotation, biological process: protein import into peroxisome matrix, docking. Gene Ontology annotation, cellular component: cytosol; peroxisomal membrane. The transcript has 4 exons. The annotation marks the transcript as partial.
CCCAGCUUGUGCUAUCUCGACAUCAUGAGUGAUGCUCUCUGUGGCCCGUCUAAUGCUCUUCAAAACUUCCAGAAGCAUGCCUCCAUUGAUCGGACACUGCAACAGGACAGAUUAGUUUCGCGACAGUCGCAUUCUCAGGUAAGGCUUUCGGUCACAAAAUCCCAACGAAGGUAUCCUGGAUCCCGAGUCACUGCGUUCGAAUCCAAUAUAACAGGAGCGCCGCUUCCCGAUUUACAACACCCAGCCCAUUUCGCUACGCCUCCCCAUUUCGCGGUACAUAACCAAGUAGAGAAGCACAAUUGGGCAGCAGACUUUGAGAGGCUACAGAUUUCCGGCUCUUCGCCUCUAGCUCAUCAACAAGCGGGCCCAGCCUCAGCCUCAGCGUCGAACCUUGCACAGCAUGGCUGGCGAAAUGAUUUUCUAGCCCAGCAGGCGCAACCUAGUCCUACCCAGCAACACCAACCUUUGGCUCAAGGGUUCCAACCUUUCUUUGCGCCUAGCUAUCCUAUACACGGGGCUGCAGUGAGUGCUUUACCGUCAGCACAAGACCUGACAGCUAGCCAGCUACCAUCCACUGAAGCUUUCGAUGAGUCUGCCUUUGAAGCUGCGUUUGAACAAGCCAAGGCGGAUUUAGCGUCACAGACGGCUGAUCACGCACAAAAGCUUACCAAUGAGGCUACUAAUCCGGAUACAACUGCUACUCCUCACGUUGAAGCCAUCAGGAUUGGUUCAGACACCAUACCUCAGACUGAAAAGGAUGACGCUCGAGCACGUUACAAUGACUCCGACGAGCUUGCUCGAACAGCGGGACUGUUACUGGAAAAUGUCAGCCACGAUCAGAGCCAGAAAUUUCGGGAGAGCAACUUUCUUGCUUUGAUGCGCCGUAUCCGAGACCGCGAGGUUCAUAUCGAAGGCGAUGAGUUCCGUGAAACUGUGCAGCCUCUACAUCCUGGUGGCAAGUAUUAUCCUGAAGGGAAAACGCGUAUGCAGCAGGGGCGAAGCCCAUACACGAUGGCAAAGAAUCAUGACAAUAACAGUUCUGUUCAUGGAAAGUCCAUUCCCCCAGAUACCGUACUACCUUCUCUUGGAGCGAAUGAAACAUCCAAGCACACGGCCCAAACAAGCACAAUCAAUGGUCUAGGCACAGAGCAUGAUAACCAAUCUCUUCACGAAAGUUGGAUGUUCGGUGAUCGCUGGGCUUAA